CCCAAAGGAGCUGAGAGCUUUAGGUCCCGCGUCCCGAACGUCACGUUGUCCUCCUUUUCGGUUUCGGCCCGCGCCUUCCCCGCGACCCGGCCUCAGGCCACGCGUGUCUGGCCACCAGCCCCGCGCGGAGGACAAGCCGGGUAACCAGGAAGAAAGCACGUGCUCGAGCGUUGUAGCCCCCGAGAGCGCGCCAGUCAUCCCCGCGCCGCGCCCAGGUCCUGCGGGGGCACCUCUCGCGCGGCGUGCAGUGCGCGCAAGGCCGGGGCGCGGCGGGCUUCAGGGCCCUUGGCGCCCCCAGCGACCUGGGCGUCCGAGGCAGGCUCCCGGCGCUGGCUGGCGUUGCUCUUGGCCGUCUCCUGUGCAGAACUCGACUUCCCGGCUUUGCCCCUGGCCUGAGGAGGAGGAGACUCGGCGGCAUGUCACCCGCGCUGCCGGAGCUGACGCCUUCCGCAGGUGUGAAAAAAAACGUGCAGGAUGAGAUCGAAGCCAUUCUGCGGGAGCGGAUUAUGGUGCUGGAUGGAGGGAUGGGCACCAUGAUCCAGCGGCAUAAGCUAAGUGAAGAAGCCUUCCGAGGUCAUGAAUUUCAAGAUCACGCCAGGCCACUGAAAGGCAACAAUGACAUUUUGAGUGUAACUCAACCCAAUAUCAUUUACCAAAUCCAUAAGGAUUACUUGCUGGCUGGAGCAGAUAUCAUUGAAACGAAUACUUUCAGCAGCACUAGUGUCGCCCAAGCUGACUAUGGCCUUGAACACUUGGCCUACCGGAUGAACAAGUGCUCUGCGACAGUGGCCCGGAAAGCGGCUGAAGAGGUCUCUCUCCAGACAGGAAUUAAGAGGUUUGUGGCAGGAGCUCUGGGUCCAACUAAUAAGACUCUUUCUGUGUCCCCAUCGGUGGAGAGACCAGAUUACAGGAACAUUACGUUCGAUGAGCUUGUUGAAGCAUACAAAGAGCAGGCACAAGGGCUCCUGGAUGGUGGGGUUGAUAUCUUACUUAUUGAAACUAUUUUUGAUACCGCCAAUGCCAAGGCGGCCUUGUUUGCACUCCAGCAACUUUUUGAAGAGGGGUAUCCCCCCCGGCCUAUCUUUAUUUCAGGGACAAUCAUUGAUAAAAGUGGGCGAACUCUUUCUGGACAGACGGGAGAGGCAUUUGUCAUCAGUGUGUCUCAUGCAGACCCACUCUGCAUUGGAUUAAACUGUGCUCUGGGUGCAGCUGAAAUGAGACCUUUUAUUGAAACAAUUGGAAAAUGUACAACAGCCUAUGUCCUCUGUUACCCCAAUGCAGGUCUUCCCAACACUUUCGGUGACUAUGAUGAAACUCCACACAUGAUGGCCACGCAGCUAAAGAGCUUUGCUGUGGACGGCCUGGUCAACGUCGUGGGUGGGUGCUGCGGGACGACCCCAGACCAUAUCAGGGAAAUUGCCAAAGCUGUGAAAAGCUGUAAGCCUAGAGUUCCACCUGUCACUGUUUUUGAAGAGCAUAUGUUACUCUCUGGUCUAGAGCCCUUCAGGAUUGGACCAUACACCAACUUUGUUAACAUUGGAGAGCGCUGUAACGUGGCAGGAUCCAGGAAGUUUGCUAAACUCAUCAUGGCAGGAAACUAUGAAUCUGCAGAGACCUGGCGCUUCCCCGAGGCCCAGGCAGCCUUGUGCUGGACUCACCCCACGUGUGGCAACGCUGCUGGCUUUUGUGGGACUGUGUCCUACGGCCCAGCUAGGAGCAAGUCCUUCAAGAAUAGGGAUUGGAAUGCAUGCUCUUUAUUCUUUACGGAAGCUCUGAGCAUUGCUAAAGUGCAGGUGGAAAUGGGAGCCCAGGUGCUGGAUAUCAACAUGGACGAUGGGAUGCUGGAUGGUACAAGUGCAAUGACCAGAUUUUGCAACUUUAUUGCUUCUGAGCCUGAUGUUGCCAAGGUGCCCUUGUGCAUUGACUCCUCCAAUUUUGCUGUGAUUGAAGCUGGGCUAAAAUGCUGCCAAGGGAAGUGCAUUGUCAACAGCAUCAGUCUGAAGGAGGGUGAGGGUGACUUCCUGGAGAAGGCUAGAAAGAUUAAGAAGUUUGGAGCUGCGGUGGUGGUCAUGGCGUUUGAUGAAGAAGGGCAGGCGACAGAAAUGGACGCCAAAAUCAGAGUGUGCGUCCGGGCCUACCAUCUCCUUGUGAAAAAACUGGGCUUUAAUCCAAAUGACAUCAUCUUUGACCCUAAUAUCCUCACCAUUGGUACUGGGAUGGAAGAACAUAACUUGUAUGCUGUUAAUUUUAUCCAUGCAACAAAAAUCAUUAAAGAAACAUUACCUGGAGCCAGAGUAAGUGGAGGCCUUUCCAACUUGUCCUUCUCCUUCCGUGGAAUGGAAGCCAUUCGAGAGGCAAUGCAUGGGGUGUUCCUUUACCAUGCGAUCAAGUUUGGUAUGGACAUGGGGAUAGUGAAUGCUGGAAACCUCCCUGUCUAUGAUGACAUCCAUAAGGAGCUUCUCCAGCUCUGUGAAGAUCUCAUCUGGAAUAAAGACCCCGAGGCCACUGAGAAGCUCUUACGCUAUGCACAGACUCAUGGCAAAGGAGGGAAGAAAGUCAUCCAGACUGACGAGUGGAGGAAUGGCCCCAUUGAAGAACGCCUCGAGUACGCCCUUGUGAAGGGUAUUGAAAAACACAUUAUUGAGGAUACUGAAGAAGCCAGGUUAAACCGGGAAAAAUAUCCCCGGCCUCUGAAUAUAAUUGAAGGGCCUCUCAUGAAUGGCAUGAAAGUUGUUGGUGACCUUUUUGGAGCUGGAAAAAUGUUUCUACCUCAGGUUAUAAAAUCAGCUCGAGUCAUGAAGAAGGCUGUUGGCCACCUUAUUCCUUUCAUGGAAAAAGAAAGAGAAGAAAAUAAACUGCAUGCUGGCACAGAAGAGGAAGAGGACCCCUACCAGGGCACCAUCGUGUUGGCCACUGUGAAGGGGGAUGUGCACGACAUAGGCAAGAACAUAGUUGCCGUCGUCCUUGGCUGCAAUAAUUUCAGAGUUAUUGAUUUAGGGGUCAUGACUCCCUGCGACAAGAUACUGAAAGCAGCUCUUGACCACAAAGCAGAUAUAAUUGGUCUGUCAGGACUCAUCACUCCUUCCCUGGAUGAAAUGAUUUUUGUUGCCAAGGAAAUGGAGAGGUUGGCUAUAAAGAUUCCAUUGUUGAUUGGAGGAGCGACCACAUCGAGGACCCACACGGCAGUUAAAAUAGCUCCCAGAUACAGUGCGCCUGUAAUACAUGUCCUGGACGCGUCCAAGAGUGUGGUGGUGUGCUCUCAGCUAUUAGAUGAGAAUCUAAAGGAUGAAUAUUUUGAGGAGAUCUUAGAAGAAUAUGAAGAUAUCAGACAGGACCAUUAUGAGUCUCUCAAGGAGAGAAGAUACUUGACCUUAAGUCAAGCUAGAAACAACGGUUUCCAUCUGGACUGGCUGUCAGAGCCUCCUCCAGUGAAGCCCACGUUUCUGGGGACUCGGGUCUUUGAAGACUAUGACCUGCAGAAGCUGGUGGCCUACAUAGACUGGAAGCCUUUCUUUGAUGUCUGGCAGCUCCGUGGCAAGUACCCGAAUCGGAACUUUCCCAAGAUAUUUAAGGACAAAACUGUAGGUGAAGAGGCCAAAAAAGUCUAUGAUGAUGCCCAAAGGAUGCUGACAGCACUGAUUGGUCAAAGGAAGCUCCGAGCCAGGGGCGUGGUUGGGUUCUGGCCUGCGCAGAGCGUGGAAGACGACAUCCACCUGUACGCGGAGUGCGAGGUGCCCCAGGCCGCAGAGCCCAUUGCCACCUUCCACGGGCUCCGGCAGCAGGCCGAGAAGGACGCCGCCAGCGUGGACCCCUACUACUGCCUCUCGGACUUCAUCGCACCCCUGCACUCAGGCGUCCGAGACUACCUGGGCCUGUUUGCCGUUGCCUGCUUUGGGGUAGAGGAGCUGAGCGGGGCCUACGAGCAGGAGUGCGACGACUACAGCAGCAUCAUGGUCAAGGCUCUGGGAGACCGGCUGGCUGAGGCCUUUGCGGAGGAGCUCCACGAGAGGGUCCGAAGGGAGCUGUGGGCGUAUGGCAGCCGCGAGCAGCUGGACACUGCUGACCUGCGCAGGCUGCGCUAUGAGGGCAUCCGCCCGGCUCCCGGCUACCCCAGCCAGCCCGACCACACCGAGAAGCUCACCAUGUGGAGGCUGGCCGACGUGGAGCGCUGCACAGGCAUUAGGUUAACAGAAUCAUUAGCAAUGACACCUGCUUCGGCGGUAUCUGGCCUCUACUUCUCCAAUUCCAAGUCCAAAUAUUUCUCAGUGGGGAAGAUUUCCAAGGAUCAGAUUGAGGAUUAUGCUUUGAGGAAGAACAUGUCUGUGGCCGAGGUUGAGAAAUGGCUGGGACCCAUCCUGGGAUACGAUACAGAGUAACUUUUACUUACAAAUCCUUCUCUGCACUUGAUGCUCCUCUAGGAAAUACAGUCUAGGGUGCCUUUAACCACAGCAGCAGCAGCAGCAGACAAGCAGGUCUCCAGCCCAUGACAUCUGUCUGCCUCGGUGUUCAGAAGACUGACUGGUGGGACCUCGUGGGGUGCGGGGCCUUCCUGUGUCCUUGGAAAACCAGCGGCUCUUUUCCAGGGGACCUUGACUGAAGAGCAGUGAGCGGAUCUGCUGUGGGUGGUGUCCUGGUCCCUCAGGGAUAGGAAUAAGCUGGAGAUACAGGACUUUAGCAUUUCAAAGCAGGGCAGUUUGCUUUUUUUCAUUUUUACCUUGGGUCUAGGAGGCCUCUUAUUAUUAUUUUUUCCCUUUUUCUUGCUUUCUUAGAUAAGAGCCUGAAACUUAGCUGAAUUGAGAAAUGUAUGAAAAAUGUGACCCCUUGGCAAAAUCACACUGUGCCACUACAUUUUAAUGUAGAAGGUGGCAGUGGUAAACUGACAGGGGACGUGUAUGA
Suricata suricatta (meerkat) is the source of this 4896-nucleotide messenger RNA. It is a transcript of the gene MTR, whose product is annotated as 5-methyltetrahydrofolate-homocysteine methyltransferase. Gene Ontology annotation, biological process: pteridine-containing compound metabolic process. Lineage: Eukaryota; Metazoa; Chordata; Mammalia; Carnivora; Herpestidae. The record is from RefSeq and is a predicted model, not a curated record. Bases 417 to 4376 code for a protein of 1319 amino acids. Gene Ontology annotation, molecular function: methionine synthase activity; cobalamin binding; zinc ion binding. The transcript has 34 exons.